Molecule: messenger RNA, 941 nt
Organism: Salmo salar (Atlantic salmon)
Lineage: Eukaryota; Metazoa; Chordata; Actinopteri; Salmoniformes; Salmonidae
Gene: an32b
Product: Acidic leucine-rich nuclear phosphoprotein 32 family member B
Biological process (GO): regulation of apoptotic process
Cellular component (GO): nucleus
Molecular function (GO): histone binding
Source: RefSeq, marked provisional
AAGGUUAGAAUGGGUAAAAAGAGAGAUCUAAGGGACUUUGAGCGUGGUAUGAUCGUCGGUUCCAGACGCGCAGGGUCCAGUAUCUCGCAAACGGCCGCCCUCCUGGGCUUUUCACGCACGACAGUGUCUGUGGUUUACCGAGAAUGGCGCGACAAACAAAAAACAUCCAGUCAACGGCAGUCCAGUGGGCGUAAACAGCUCGUUGAUAAGAGAGGUCGAAGGAGAUUGGAAAGAAUCGUGCAAACUAACAGACGGGCCACAAUUAGACAGAUAACGGCGCAGUACAACAGUGGUGUGCAGAACAGUAUCUCUGAAUGCACAACUCGCCGAUCCUUGUCACGGAUGGGCUAUUGCAGCAGACGGCGGGCAAAUGAGGAGUGGAAAAACACUGCCUGUGUAGAUAAGGUACGGGAACUUGUCCUGGACAACUGCAGAUCAAAUGAAGGGAAAAUCGAAGGCCUCACAGAAGAAUUCGUCAAUCUGGAAUUCCUCAGUUUGAUAAAUGUUGGCUUAUUUUCAGUUUCCAACCUUCCCAGACUUGGGAAACUCAAAAAGUUGGAACUCAGCGACAACAGAAUCUCUGGUGGCCUUGACGUGCUAGCAGAGAAACUCCCCAACCUCACACAUCUAAAUCUAAGUGGGAACAAACUGAAAGACUGUACCGGACAGGUGGUUCAAGUGGAGCUUCCUACGCCCCAUGGAACCAAGAGCCAUCCUCAAGCAGCGCACCACUCCGCAUUCCACUUUUUCACAGUCAACUCCCCCUUUAUGUAUACCUGUGUGAGGACUUUGGGACUGGUACUGUAUCUAGUUUUGGGUCUGUGCUUUUAAUAUUUUGUUGGAUGAAUUAUGAAGAGAAAGUUGUUGUUGGGUUUAUUUCUUCCCUCUUCUUUUCAUCUUUUCUGUUCCUUAUUUUUUUCUCCAAUAAAAUGUAUUGCUAU